Messenger RNA from Trifolium pratense (red clover), 1919 nucleotides. RefSeq names its product DNA polymerase lambda. The coding region runs from base 98 to 1708 and encodes 536 amino acids. Gene Ontology annotation, molecular function: DNA-directed DNA polymerase activity; DNA binding. The record is from RefSeq and is a predicted model, not a curated record. The transcript is spliced from 14 exons. Gene Ontology annotation, cellular component: nucleus. NCBI's taxonomy places the organism in Eukaryota, Viridiplantae, Streptophyta, Magnoliopsida, Fabales, Fabaceae. Gene Ontology annotation, biological process: double-strand break repair via nonhomologous end joining.
CCAGACUCACAUACAUCAUCCAUGGCUUCUCUUAGAAGGAAAAAGCAACGACGAAUGAGUAAAUAAAUGAAGUGAAGAAACAAAAGCGCUAAUCAAAAUGUCGCCAAAGACAAAAAAGGAACAAUCUGAUCCUCAUGGAAUGUUUUCUGGAAUGUUUGUCUUCUUUGUCGCAAAAGGAGUUCAAGCUCGUCGAUUACAGAUUUGGAAGCAGAGGAUGGUGCAAAUGGGUGCUGUUAUAGAGGAGCGGUUUUCAAAACGUGUUACUCAUGUUUUGGCUGUGGAUUCACUUACUAUUCUGCAGGAAUUUGAUAGCCAUCGUUUGUCACGUUUUAAAGGGCGAGUUCUCCUUUAUCAAUGGCUGGAGGACAGCUUGAAAUCAGGGGAGAAACUAUCUGAGGAUCUGUAUGUACUGAAGUUGGAUUCUCAAGGUAAAGGUAUCAAUGAACCUGAGAAGUUUUUGGAUCCUAAGCCAACUGACAGGAGCAUUUCUUGCGAACCUCAUCAAUUACAGAAUAAGAAGAUCAAAUCAUCUUCCGAGGAUACAGAAAUUGUAAACCUAGGAAGUAAUGAAGAUAGAAGAGAAAAUGGGCCACUUUCAUCAACAAGCACGGCAAGCAGUCCUGGUGAAGUUGAGAGUUUAAAUUAUGCUGAUAAAAGACCGCAACACCUUGAUGCUGAAAAUGAAGCUUCAUCCUUGCCGUACUGCCCACCUGAUCAAAACAAGAAAAUUACCGAAAUAUUUGGGAAACUUGUGAACAUAUAUAGAGCGAUGGGGGAGGACCGGAGAUCCUUUAGCUAUCACAAGGCUAUUUCAGUGAUUGAGAAGUUGCCAUUUAAAAUUGAAAGCGCGGACCAGAUAGAAAACCUCCCGUCAAUUGGAAAAUCAAUGAAGGACCAUAUUCAGGAGAUAAUCACUACUGGGAAGUUAUCGAAAUUGGAACACUUUGAAACUGAUGAAAAGGUGCAAACAAUAUCCUUAUUUGGAGAAGUAUGGGGUAUAGGUCCAGCCACAGCGUUGAAAUUGUAUGACAAAGGACAUCGUACACUAGAUGAUCUUAGGAAUGAUGAUUCACUUACGAAUGCACAGAAGUUAGGGUUGAAAUACUUUGAUGAUAUCAGGCAACGGAUUCCACGCCAUGAGGUUCAAGAGAUGGAACAAAUUUUGCAGAAAGUUGGGGAGGAUCUCUUGCCUGGGGUUACUAUUAUUUGUGGAGGAUCAUAUAGACGUGGAAAAGCUACCUGCGGGGACAUUGAUAUCAUUAUAACACAUCCUGAUGGAACAAGUCACAAAGGAUUUUUGCCCAGGUUUGUAAAUCGUUUAAAGGAUAUGAAUUUCCUGAGGGAGGAUUUGAUUUUCAGUUCUCACAGUGAAGAGGGCACUGAUUCUGGUGUUGGCACAUACUUUGGUUUUUGCACUUAUCCUGGACGGGAGUUGCGACAUCGUAUUGAUUUAAAGGUUUACCCAAGAGACAUAUAUGCUUUCGGACUUGUAGCUUGGACCGGGAAUGAUGUAUUAAAUAGGAGGUUGAGACAACAAGCAGAAUCUAAAGGAUUCAGGCUUGAUGAUACAGGGUUAUUUCCAUCCACUCAGGGUUCUGGCGGCAAACGGGGAACAAAAGGUACUGCAAAUAUGAAGUUGUAUACAGAAAGGGAGGUGUUUGAUUUCCUGGGCGUUCCUUGGCUUGAACCACAUGAAAGAAAUCUCUAAAUACAGAAAUAGUUUAGUUAACCUUCUAGAAGUACAUGGUACAACACCGUCUAGCGAUGUUGGAAAGUGGUCUAGCUUAGAUUUUGGUGGGCUCUGAAAUCCACUGCUUUGUAAAUAUAUAUGUAGGAAGGAUACUUUACAAUUCUGAUGUCAUCUUCAAAAAUAGUUCAAUGAUAUGAAUACUGUUUUUAUUUUUGAGAUUUAUUUAAAA